Messenger RNA from Funneliformis geosporum, 1233 nucleotides. Lineage: Eukaryota; Fungi; Glomeromycota; Glomeromycetes; Glomerales; Glomeraceae. The record is from the annotation of a GenBank genome assembly.
AUGGAACCUACUAUUUCAGAAAUUGAUUCGGAAAUUUCUGUUGUUGACUAUGGAAAAUGUAUAGAUUGUGGAAGUGUGCGAAGCAAUGUAGGCUGGUGUACUGAAUGCAAUGUAAUUGCUUUUAAGGAAAGUUUUGGAAAUUGGACAAGUGGUAUUCCUCUUAUUGACAAUUUUAUUAAAUAUACGCAAAUGAGCGCAACCCAAAACUUAGAUUAUCUCGAAUAUAUUGAAUUUAAUCAACUUGUUCUUGUAGAAAAUACAAAUAAAGGUGGCGCAUUUAGCAUAAUCUAUUCAGCAUUUUGGUUAGAAGGUCCUCGAUGGAUUUGGGAUGAAGAAGCAGAACAGUGGACGCGUAAUGGUCCUAUAAAGGUAGCCCUUAAAAGGCUUAAUAACUCGCUAAGUAUGAGUGAGGAUUAUUUGAAGCAACUUUAUCAAUAUCGUCGUUGUCUACUAGAUAUACAUGUGGCAGAAGUAUUCGGAAUAGCUAAAGAUAACAAUACAAAUUUUAUGUUUGUCAUGAAAUAUUAUGAGAAUGAAGAUUUACAUUCAUAUCUUGAUAAUGUAAAAGGAAUGCUAUGUUGGAGAGAUAUUGUUGAAUUACUUUGGGGAAUAUCUGAAGGCAUAAAUAAAAUUCAUGAAAAAGGAUUAAUUCAUGGAAACCUUCAUGGAGGCAAUCUUUUGAUUGAAAAUACACCAGAUUCAGUAGAAGCACGUAUCAGUGAUGUGGGAUUGCAUUUUCCUAUUGGUAAAACAAAUUCAGAUAAAAUAUAUGGAGUUCUUCCUUAUGUUGCUCCCGAAGUUUUACGAGGGAAUCCAAUAAUAAAGGCCUCUGAUAUCUUUAGCUUCGGAAUUAUCAUGUGGACACUUUCUGCAGGAAUUCGUCCAUGGUACAAUAGACCACAUGACCUUAAAUUAGCAACCGAUAUUUGUGCCGGUCUUCGACCAGAAAUCAUCGAUGGAACUCCAAAGGCUUAUGUUGAAUUAAUGACAAAUUGUUGGGAUCUUAACCCUUCAAUGCGUCCAACCGCAUCUGAGUUAAACGAAUUAUUAAGUAAUUGGAUAAAUGCUAUAUGUGACGAUCCACAUCCAUCUGAAUUAUCUGAACAAUUUGAUCUUGCUGAAGAGAAAAAAUUUUCAAGUUUGAACAAACAUGAAUUUUAUCAACCGGAAAUCCAUUCUGAAUCUUGCUAUACGAGUAGAUCUUUGAUUCCAGACAUUUUUAAAAUAACUUAG